Messenger RNA from Coccomyxa subellipsoidea C-169, 927 nucleotides. Its product is annotated as putative indole-3-glycerol phosphate synthase. Lineage: Eukaryota; Viridiplantae; Chlorophyta; Trebouxiophyceae; Coccomyxaceae. Gene Ontology annotation, biological process: L-tryptophan biosynthetic process. The record is from RefSeq and is a predicted model, not a curated record. The transcript is spliced from 6 exons. The annotation marks the transcript as partial. Gene Ontology annotation, molecular function: indole-3-glycerol-phosphate synthase activity; phosphoribosylanthranilate isomerase activity.
CAGGAAGUAAUGAUAAGACGGAGGGCUCCUGAUGGCAUCCCCCAGCAACCAUGCGGCGCUAUGAAAUUUGAGGUCCCUCAAACGGAGGACAACAAGCCACGGAACAUCUUGGAAGAGAUUAUCUGGUGGAAGGCACAGGAAAUGGUGCGGAUGAAGGAGAAGGAACCGCUGGCAAGGUUGUCAAUGCAAAUCAAGGUCGCAGCUCCCUCGCGGGACUUUAUUGGAGCGCUGCGGGCAGCCAACGAGCGGAUAGGCAAGCCGGGCCUCAUUGCCGAAGUGAAGAAGGCCUCUCCCAGCCGCGGCGUGAUCCAGCCAGACUUUGACCCUGUCAGGAUAGCAAAGGCAUAUGAGGCGGGCGGCGCGGCGUGCCUGUCGGUGCUGACGGACGCCAAGUACUUCCAGGGCAGCUUUGACUACUUGAAGCAGAUCCGCGCGGCGGGAGUGUCCACCCCGCUCCUGUGCAAGGAGUUCAUCGUGGAGGCGUACCAGCUGUUCAAGGCCCGCGCAAGCGGGGCCGAUGCGGUGCUGCUGAUCGCAGCAGUGCUGCCCAACGCUGACCUGGCCUACCUGACCAAGGCCGCCGGCAAGUGCGGGCUGCAGGUCCUUGUGGAGGUGCACACCAUUGCAGAGCUGGAGCGGGUGCUGAAGCUUGACUUGGACAGCAGCCACGUCAUGCUGGGCAUCAACAACCGCGACCUGCAGACCUUCGAGGUCGACAUUGAGAACAACAGGAGGAUCAUGGAAAGCAGCGCUGGACAGCAGGUGAUAGCGCGAGGGUUCUUGAUGGCUGGGGAGAGUGGCAUCUUCACUCCGGAGCAUGUGGCAUUUGUGCAGAGCACUGGGUGCGGUGCAAUCUUGGUGGGAGAGUCUCUCGUUAAGGAGGGCAAUCCAGAGGCUGCCGUGAAGAAGCUGCUCAGCUUAGCAUAG